AUGGGAUCUAGAGCUAUUUUCAAGAACCCACUCACUUCAGCACCAUUAUGGCAUGUUGUCGAUGCUACAGGACAUCACGUUGGUAAAUUGGCAUCAAAGAUUGCAGGAUUGUUACGUGGAAAGCAUAAGCCAAUCUUUGACAACUCUGCCACUCGUUUGUGUGGUGAUUAUGUAGUUGUAUUAAAUGCCCAUCGUAUCGAAUUCACAGGAAAGAAAUGGGAUCAAAAGUUAUAUAGAAAACAUUCUGGUUAUCCAGGUGGUUUAAAGGAAACAAAAGCAAAAGAAAUGAGAGAAAAGAAUCCAGAACAUAUUAUUAGACAUGCAGUUAUGGGAAUGUUACCAAAGAACAACAACAGAUAUUAUUUGGGACAAAAGUUAAAGAUUUACGAUGGUAUUUUCAAUCCACACAAUGGACAGAUCUCACAGGUUCCAUCUUCGUCGUUGGCACUCAAUAUCGGACCAUUUGUUGAACCAAACUUUGACCCAACUCCAGAGCAACUCACCGAGUACUUUGCUGGUUACAGAGUGGAUGUAGACGACAACGAAGAGUCGUUCUCCAUGGUCGAGACAAAGGUUAGAUCACACAAAGAGAAAUUAAAGACUGAAAGAAGAUUGUUAAGAAAGAAACGUAUCGGAGAAUUAAAACCAAUCAAUCUUCCAUCAACUACCACUUCACAAGACUCUGUAGAUUCAUAA
Messenger RNA from Heterostelium album PN500, 696 nucleotides. Its product is annotated as large ribosomal subunit protein uL13. The record is from RefSeq and is a predicted model, not a curated record. NCBI's taxonomy places the organism in Eukaryota, Evosea, Eumycetozoa, Acytosteliales, Acytosteliaceae. Gene Ontology annotation, molecular function: structural constituent of ribosome; mRNA binding. Gene Ontology annotation, cellular component: ribosome; mitochondrial large ribosomal subunit. The transcript is spliced from 3 exons. Gene Ontology annotation, biological process: translation; negative regulation of translation. Bases 1 to 696 code for a protein of 231 amino acids.